This is a messenger RNA of Athene cunicularia (burrowing owl), 3486 nucleotides long. RefSeq names its product angiopoietin 1 (gene ANGPT1). Gene Ontology annotation, molecular function: receptor tyrosine kinase binding. The transcript is spliced from 9 exons. Lineage: Eukaryota; Metazoa; Chordata; Aves; Strigiformes; Strigidae. The coding region runs from base 337 to 1833 and encodes 498 amino acids. Gene Ontology annotation, biological process: Tie signaling pathway; angiogenesis. The record is from RefSeq and is a predicted model, not a curated record.
CACUGAAGUCUGAGAGAAAAUAGCAGUUCUGCAGCAGAUAGUGUAGGGGAAAGAGACUGGGAUAUGCAUAUGCAGCUGACUAAAGCAGGCUACAUGCUGGACUGUAACAGAGAGGAAACAAUAAAUCUUAACUACUAUGCAAUAAAUAUUCCCAAUUUUAACUAAGGAAGCUAUCCUCAUAGUCAAAUUAAAAAAGAUAACAGAUUAUCCAAGCUUGAUUACUAAAGUGUGUUCCUCCAGUCCUUUUUCCAAAGACUUUAAGGGAAAUUAAGAACAAAUUUAAAGAAAGAGGAAGGAAAAGUUUGUCUUAAAGUAGGAAAGGAAAGUAAUAAUAACAUGUCAGUUUUCCUUUCCUUUGCUUUCCUGGCAGCGAUUCUUGUUCAUAUAGGCUGUAAUAACCAGCGUCGGGGUCCAGAAGUCAGUGGGAGAAGAUUUAACCGGAUUCAGCAUGGGCAGUGCACCUAUACUUUCAUUCUGCCAGAACAGGAUGGGAACUGUCGUGAAAGCACGACAGACCAGUACAACACAAAUGCUCUUCAGAGAGAUGCUCCUCACGUGGAACAAGAUUUCUCUUCCCAGAAACUGCAACAUCUGGAACAUGUGAUGGAAAAUUACACUCAGUGGCUGCAAAAACUUGAGAACUACAUUGUGGAAAACAUGAAAUCGGAGAUGGUGCAGCUGCAGCAGAAUGCGGUGCAAAACCACACCGCCACCAUGCUCGAGAUAGGGACCAGCCUCCUCACCCAGACAGCAGAGCAGACGAGAAAACUCACGGAUGUUGAAACUCAGGUGCUAAAUCAAACAUCCAGACUUGAAAUUCAGCUACUGGAAAAUUCACUGUCAACAUACAAGCUAGAAAAACAGUUGCUACAGCAGACACAUGAAAUCCUAAAAAUUCAUGAGAAAAACAGUUUACUUGAGCACAGAAUUUUAGAAAUGGAAGAAAGGCAUAAAGAGGAACUGGACACUUUGAAGGAGGAAAAAGAGAACCUACAGAGCUUGGUCACAAGACAAAGCUACAUAAUCCAAGAACUAGAGAAGCAGUUAAACAAGGCAACAAGCAAUAACAGUGUACUGCAGAAACAGCAGCUUGAAUUGAUGGAUACGGUUCACACUCUAAUCACCCUCUGUUCCAAGGAAGGAGUUUUACUAAAGAAUGCAAAAAAGGAAGAAGAAAAGCCUUUCAGAGACUGUGCAGAUGUAUACCAAUCUGGUUUUAACAAAAGUGGGGUCUACACUAUUUAUAUUAACAAUGUGUCAGAUCCUAAAAAGGUCUUUUGCAAUAUGGAAAUUGCUGGAGGAGGAUGGACGGUUAUACAGCACCGAGAAGAUGGGAGUCUGGAUUUUCAGAAAAGCUGGAAGGAAUACAAAAUGGGUUUUGGUAGCCCAUCAGGUGAACAUUGGCUGGGAAAUGAAUUUAUCUUUGCAAUAACAAGUCAGAGGCAAUAUUCUCUGAGAAUUGAAUUAAUGGACUGGGAAGGAAACCGGGCAUAUUCACAGUAUGACAGAUUUCACAUAGGAAAUGAAAAGCAGAAUUACAGGCUUUAUUUAAAAGGUCACAGUGGAACAGCUGGGAAACAGAGUAGCCUGAUCUUACAUGGUGCUGAAUUCAGUACAAAAGAUGCUGACAAUGACAACUGCAUGUGUAAAUGUGCUCUCAUGUUGACUGGAGGGUGGUGGUUUGAUGCCUGUGGCCCCUCCAAUCUCAAUGGGAUGUUCUACACUGCUGGGCAAAACCAUGGAAAGCUCAAUGGCAUCAAGUGGCAUUACUUCAAAGGCCCCAGCUACUCCUUGCACUCCACCACCAUGAUGAUUCGGCCCUUGGAUUUUUAAAGGUAUUCAGCAGUGGAUCCCAGAACAAGUCAGGACAACACUGCCCUCAGCAGCACUACUAUCACAGUCUGAAGGUAAAAGGUGAAGGACUUCUUGAAAGCAACAUGUAGGAAUGAUGCAAAGUCACUUCAUUAUCACUCCGUAACCCACAUAAACUCCCCAACAGUCACCCCAUGUUCUGACGACUCGGGGAGGCUUCGUUUAGAUGAAGGUGGCUGCAAUGAUUUUCCGGAGAACAACUGGAUCUGGUUAUUCUGUCUAAACCCGAUGCUUGUCAGUGGAUGUCUUUUUUUAAUAGAAGAUGCAAAACCACAACAGAUUAUUCAACAACAGCAUCAGAAUUUGAAGAACUGAAAUGUAUCAACCACCGUGUAUUGAGUAGAAUGUUAUUCAGCAGUGAAAUGUCAACAUUAUGCACAUGAAAAAGGAUUACAGAGACACCUUUAUUAAAACUCAUCUUAAAGCUUUAAAGGUGACCACUCAAAAUAUUGUUUCUCUUAAAUGAACUGAACUUGAGUGGUGGAUGGAUUUAUGUUAAUCCUAGAGUCAAACAGUUUGCGUGAAUAUUAUUUUUCAUUAAAUCCUUUAAGGACAUGUUUCUCAUAAAUAGACUGAGUCAAACAUAUGAAGAAUGAUAAGGGUAAUAAGCAUAAAUUCUUCGGUUUCUCUGUAGAGGUAAAUCAGAUAAUUGGCAUAAUCUCUGAGCUAGGAUUGAUAGUGUGAUAACGAAAGUAGCUGUGUUUUGAGGUUUUUCCCUUCUUUCGUUAAAAGCGGUCUGAAUGUCAUAGAAAAAUUAAUGGAAGGUUUAAAGAAUGUGAAAUAUUAUCCUAAAGAAAACAUGGGAUUUUGCAUGGAAUAUUUCCAUCAAAAGUACACAGGAAGGCAAAAUGUUAGGGUAUAUAGAAAUUACAUAAAUGUAUAGCUUAAGGCAAUGGAUUCAUUUUACAGUAUCCUUGCAUGUGCAAAAUUUAUCAUUAAUUAUUUUGCUUUUUUAUUACAUUUUUCGUGAAUAUCAGAAGCAUGCCAGUUCUACACAGUGCUUAGGCUACAACUAUAAAAAAUACUCAUCAGAACUGUAUAGAAAAUAAAGAAUUGUGAAGUUGUAAAUAGCAUGUUUAUAUUUCCUGUAAUGGUCACUUAACUUGUACAGGCAGCCCUGACCCUACUCAAAGGGUGCAAAGCCUCAGAAGGAUAUAAAUAUUAAAAGAACUUUAGAAGACUGUUUACAGGUUGCUAAAAAGUAAUUUUGUUAUAUUAAAAUGUUGCAGAAAUAUGGGGCAAGAUGUAAAAUUCAGCCAUUGGAAAAGAUAAAGUGCCUAUAAUAGCAAGUAGCUGGGUGUCCCAUGAGGGUGUAGAAACAACUCUUUCCAUUUACAGCCCCUCAUGAUUUAGUCAUAUGAAUAAAUCCAUUUGGGAAAGUAGCUCGCAGUCAUCCUACUUCUGUUAUAUACAAAAUGAGCAAGUUUACCCUGCUCCCACUGAAAUCAAAAGAAACAUUCUCAUCAAUUAAAUUGGGACCAACAUGACAUGCAAAAUCUGCAUGUGGUGAGUUUUUUACUUGUCUGUUUAUUGCUUUGUUUCAUUGAUUAAACUGCUUCUGAGAUCAGGCACAACAAAGAUCUGGUUCUUUUUUAAUGGAUGACGAUACUAGAG